AGUAUUUUGGUAAUGUAGGUAGCUCGUAAAAAUAUGUCAAAUGUCAGUUUGCCGUGAAAUACAUGACCGUUACGUUGCUAUCCGAGUGUUUUAAUUCUAAUUAAAUCCCAAACACAAUAAUUGGCGACGAGAAGUACCUAACGCGUUAUAAUAAGUGAUAAACUAGUGGAAUAAUAGUUAAAAACGAUGGCGGCGAGCGCUAACGUGAUUUAUGGCGGCAAUCUCACGUUCGACCACAACGCGCAAGAAUGGAGGAUUUUUAAGGAGCGGUUUGAAGCGAUGUGUUUUGCAAAUGAUUUGACGGACACCACCGACAAAGCGGGCACAAAGCGGCGUUCCAUACUCCUUACGACGUUUGUGGAAGAAACUUACCGCGUUGCAAAAGAUUUGGUGUAUCCAAAUACGUUGAACACCAUUGAAUAUUCUACCCUCCUUGAAAAGCUGGAUGCUCAUUUUGAGUCACCUAGGUGUUCGUUUGCUGAACGAUAUAAAUUUUAUAAAGCGGAGCAACGGACCGGUGAAGAUUUGGGGGAGUGGGCAGCGCGAGUGCGAAGUUUGGCACAGUUCUGCGGGUUUACGACGGAGCUCGACACAGCGCUGCGGGAUCGUUUCGUUCUCGGGCUCGAGAACGCUAAAGAACGAGAGAAGUUGUUUGCGGAGAGCGUGGACAAGCUGACUUUUAGCAAGGCGUUACAUCUGGCGCAGGCUACUCGCAGCGCCCGGCAGGGCCUGCAAGCGACCGGCUCGGCCAGGCAGGCGGCGGGAGCCAGCGGCGGCGAGGUGUUCGCGGUGCGCGCGGCCGCCGCGCCCUCCCAACCAAACAAGUCUAAUAAUACAAGACAAGCCUGUGCAGUAUGCGGAUACAAAAACCAUACCAAGGACAAGUGCCGUUACAUUAAUUACUCGUGUAAAAAGUGCAACACUAAAGGACACCUAAGUAGGAUGUGUAAAAUGAGUGAUAAAAAGUUUAAUUUCAUUGCUGAGGAAACCGAUGACAUACAUGAAGAUCUCACAAUGUAAACAAUACGGCGG
Molecule: messenger RNA, 1032 nt
Organism: Cydia fagiglandana
Lineage: Eukaryota; Metazoa; Arthropoda; Insecta; Lepidoptera; Tortricidae
Exons: 2
Coding region: 187-1020 (277 amino acids)
Molecular function (GO): zinc ion binding; nucleic acid binding
Source: RefSeq, a predicted model, not a curated record